Lytechinus variegatus (green sea urchin) is the source of this 2398-nucleotide messenger RNA. RefSeq lists its product as uncharacterized. Gene Ontology annotation, molecular function: zinc ion binding; nucleic acid binding. The transcript has a single exon. Bases 912 to 1988 code for a protein of 358 amino acids. Lineage: Eukaryota; Metazoa; Echinodermata; Echinoidea; Temnopleuroida; Toxopneustidae. The record is from RefSeq and is a predicted model, not a curated record.
UGUGUAAUAUUUCUCUAAAAAAAAUCUAGUUAAAAUGAUACUAUGUUUUAUUAUUUCAAUUCAGUACAUGUAGCAUUUGAAUAUAAAGUGUAUAAUGAACUUAUAUUGCACAUUAUAUCUGCCAACUUGAUCUUUAGUACUCUUUCUUCCUCUCUGUACUUCUAUCAGCUUUGACUUACUCUCUCCCUCUCUGCUCAUUGGCUAAUUCUUUCCCGCCUUCUUUGCUCAUUGGCUAAUUCUUUCCCGCCUUUUUUGGAGUAGCAGUAAUGCCAAUUCAUGUACCCCCUUUAGGGAUGCUUUUGUACUAUGAUGUGCACCAUUGCACUUUUAUUGUUAGCUAGGGAGAGAGUCCAGUGACUCAUGACACUGGCAGUAGCCAGGGCAUUCCCACUGCUUGUUGUUGAGGAGGAGACUUGUCCCUACAGAAGGAAGUUUAAUUUUGAAGUAGAGAAGACUUCUGCAAGGACUUCCCUUGAUGUACAAUUUUACUUUAGAUGUUGAAGCAAAAUGCAGAAUUAGUGUCUGACCGAGGCUGUUUUCCUUUGGUGAAUAAAAGAGUUCAAUGAAACCGCAGCCCUCGUGAGUCGUGUCAGUGUUGUGGUCGUCGGCGCGAACCCUUUCAAUGGUGUCAGAAGUGGGAUCAUCAGCAACAAGGGACCAUCUGGUGCGGGCUCUGCAGAUAUCGGACUUAGAAGAAAUCUUGAGAACUUACAUUGUACGUGGUCUUAUCCUGGUGUCAUCGUGCACAACGUAAAAUUGAAAUGACUUUAGACUGGUUCUAAACAGCCUCGGUCAGACUGUAUGUAAUGGACAACAUAUGCUUUUUUUACUGAUUUUUGCAGUGAUUGUAUUGUGGUUUCGCUAUUCUGUAUGCAAAAUUCUUUUUAUGUUCCAAAUUGAAAUCUAGGAUCAUGGAAACCAGUUCGAGUUCAUCAUCAGCUACAACUGAGAGUAUGGAUGUUUUGUCCCAAUUCUUCCGCCGUUCAAUUGGAUUACAGAGUAUAUUACAGAGCAACUUACCAAAAUUCCGAGGGAUGCCACAUCAUGCGGAUGAUAUGUCCUUGUCAGAAUGGCUUGAAGAAUUUAAUGGAGUAACUGCUAACCAAAAUAUGGAAAUGAGUAGCAAAGCUCGACUGUUGCUAGAUCACCUUUCAGGACCAGCACGAGAGGAAAUAAUGUGUCUCAGUGAAUCAAAGAGACAGGAUUUUGAUGAAAUAGUAAGUCGUCUGAAAUUGUGCUUUGGCUAUCAGGAAACCACACAGACCCUCAGUAGUCAGUUUCAUAAUCGCAUACAGAGAGAUGGAGAAUCACUUUGUGACUUCAGCCGUGCCCUGAUUCGCACCUACAACAAGAUGGAAAAAGCUGCCACUACACAAGCUCAAGGAGAAGCUUUAAGUCAGUUGAAAAACAAGACCUUAAGUGAUCAAUUUGUCAAUGGUGCCCGGGAGGCUUGGGUGAGGAGAGAGUUGAGGCGAAUACAGAUGAUGCAUGAAAUCGAUGGAUUUGCCAAGAUUCGUGAGGAAGCCCUCAAACUCUUUCAGGAGACUGCCACCACUCAGAGGCCCAGAGUGCGAGAAGCAGAUAUUGAAGUUGGAAGGGCAGUCAUGAAAGAUUCCAUGCUUGUGCAACAGGUAGUAGAACAACAGAAAGCUAUAAUGACGGAGUUGGAGCAACUUAGGGGAGAAGUCGCCAAGCUGAAAGGAGGAAAACCUCAGAGGAAGAGGACUGAUGGACGAUGCUUCAGCUGUGGCCAUAAAGGACAUCUACGACGUGACUGCCCCAACAUACCCACCGGUUCCCCUGCACAUGAAUAUAAUUACUCUGCUGGCAACUGGCAUCAGGAGAAUCAAAGCUUCCCCACUUGGAGCACGGAAUCAGGUACCAUGCAGAAUCAUGGCAGUUUCAACAGGCCAACAGUCUUCCAGUCCUCAUCACAAGGAGCUGCCAGUAUUCCUCACCAACAUAUCGCAUCCCAGGAGGAAAACUAGACCCCUCUGUUGUUGAGGGCCAAACGGCAGAGGACAUUAGAAAGCAAUAUCAUACAGAAGAGCCCAUAGAAGGAACUGUAACCAAUCCACAAACUGAUAUGUCAUUUGGUGGUAAUUCAGAGGAUGUAAAUGAAUCCAGUGGGGCACAAGGCAGACAAACUUCAGUGGCAGAGGUUGUGCCAGCAAUGGAUGAGAUAGUCGACACAGCUGAUUUGAUUUCCGAAAGCCCAGCUGUCAUAGCAGAAGUUACUGGUGUACCCAUUGGCUGCAUCCUCGACACUGGGGCAGAGGCGUCCAUUAUACCAUCAGACGUGUUUCAUCGACAGUUGGAAGCAGCGGUAGGAGAAGUGAGCCCAUUUAAUAAACCUUUGAAAAUUGUCGGUGUGGGGCCAACCAAAGUACCAGUGGAA